Exophiala spinifera is the source of this 2640-nucleotide messenger RNA. RefSeq lists its product as uncharacterized. The record is from RefSeq and is a predicted model, not a curated record. NCBI's taxonomy places the organism in Eukaryota, Fungi, Ascomycota, Eurotiomycetes, Chaetothyriales, Herpotrichiellaceae. The transcript has 2 exons. The coding region runs from base 1 to 2640 and encodes 879 amino acids. Gene Ontology annotation, biological process: metal ion transport; transmembrane transport. Gene Ontology annotation, molecular function: metal ion transmembrane transporter activity. Gene Ontology annotation, cellular component: membrane.
AUGGUUCUAGAGUAUGACGCAAUUCGAGAUCUCAUUCAACAGCUCGAGGCUGACAGAAGAGCGUACCUAUCGACCUUCGAGAAAGUUCAUGAGACUCUGGAACAAGCACUCAAUGGCCGAUCUGCCAGAGAGGAUACGCUGUCCGAAUUGGCGCUAUUGAAUUCCGGCCCAAGGCCUAUAGUGGCGUCUCCUAAGAUACUACCUCUUUCAAGCACUGGGCGAGACAUAGAGCAACCAACCGUGCCGCAAGCCCUUACAAAAGCUCGUCGGGCUUCCACCUACAUCUUGGAACAUAGCCAAGCCCAUCAGACCAAAGACUCCAUUUUCACGGGAGAUCUGACUUCGGACAGCGAAGAUGACGAAUCGCUUUUUGCACAGGAGCUCCUACCAUCCGUAGAACAUUCCGAGGUGGACUUGAUCGAUCAUCUAAAAAGUCAUGACUGGGAUAUUUACAGCAAAUAUAUUCUUCAGGAUCUCCUCCGAAACCUGAGCCUUUUGGAGAAUGGGAUAUUCUUGAAGGAUCGGCAUCACCAAAUCGACGCAAAUCAUCAACAUGCGGACAUCUAUCAUGUAUCUACAGAUGGAGCUCCUUUGCGGUAUAGCAGAGGUGAUUCAGAAGAAGGCCCUCUCGCUGUGUGGGAGGCUCUUCGAAGCACAAACUCUGACGCAAAAAGGCAUCAGGCAGUGGGUAGGAUCAUUAUUGUCCGGGAGCCUCCUUCCAGCCUGUUUGCCGCACUACACCUGACAAUGCGAGACUAUUUCGACAUGGACAGCAUAUACCGCAUGUUGAUUGACGAUACAACGCCAACGAAAGCCUUUACCAAAGGGUAUCUUGAGAAAGACCACCGCCGGCAGCGUUCAGUCGUCUUCGUUUUCAAAUAUCACACCAUCAUUGGCGAUGGUAGAUCACCUCUUCCAUGGCAAAACUAUGACGAUAGUGUUCAAGAACAUUCCGAUGACCACAUUCCUUUGUCUACUUGUUCGUCCGUGGUGGCACUAUCAUUAGCUGGCAAGUCGAGUCACACUCUAAGACGCAACUCUCGAAAAAGGAAAUCUAUUGUUGGUCAUAUCUACGAUCCCUUUGCCCCCUGGCAUGUUUUGUCGAUACAGUGUUUUCCUGAUUGGAGAUCUAGUGUCGACGUCCACGAAACAAACCAUCAUUAUGUUAAUGGGCCUGAUGCGUUCCUUUCUUCUCUAAUGGUGGAAUACCGAGAUGCCGUCAAGCGGUUCAGAGAGGUGUUCUCGAGUAUACAACGACUAGCGACGCCGCCCAACAGAUCCAUAUUUGACAGAGGCUUGAGGGAUGAGCUUCUGUUUGAAAAUGACAAAUACACAUACUCGCGAAGAUAUUUCUGGGCCUCGCAGACGCUUGGGUUAUUGAGUAAUGAAAUUAAGGCGAUGAUCACGGCCUACAGAGAGACAUUCACCGACGAGUUUUGGUCGGGUGAGCAUAAAACAUUAUUUCCAGGGACAAAGGAGCAGUCUCCCAAGUAUCACAACUGGAGAAAGAAGCUCAUACAUACUCGAAGACAAUUCGAAAAGGAGAUUGUCCGCUUAGAGGAGGUGCUACACAUGUUCCAACAGCAACAAAAAGAAAUUCGCAACCUAAGGGAGUGGCUGUUUAGUGGUACCUCAGUUCUGGAAAGCAGAGAAGCUGUCAACAUGGCCAAAAUCACUGUCGAACAGGGCUACAAUAUCCGACUGUUGACAUUGGUGACACUCUUCUACCUCCCUUUGACUUUUGUCACCUCCAUUUUCGGAAUGACAAACAUGCCUGUGGAUGAUAAUUUCCUCCCUUUCGCCGUGACCGUGGUGGGGAUUUGUAUUCCUACAUACCUACUGAUUCUGAUAGUCAACAAUCCAGACAAUAGCAGAAGAUUGUUCGCAAACAUCGGUCUGGCCCUGAUCAAACUCGUCUCCUUUGCCGCUCCAAGGAGGUCUGAAAACCUGAAAAAGAAGAUCCUUGCAAAAAGAACAACUUCUGCCGACGAAAAGCAGACAUCCGUUCAGGGACCGCCAGUUCAUGCUAGUCUUGAGGCGAGGUUGUCUCAUGAUUUGAGCUCGGAGACGUCGGUUCGGGGCUCACAAGGGUUUCUCCUAGCCAACACACGACGCAUGUCCCGGGGCGUCUUAAACUAUCUUCCUGGGGGUGCGAGACAUACACUGCAGUCUCCCGCAACGGACCACAGCAACGCCUUGGAUAUCUGGCCUGACGAUGUUGGCCAGACGCCCUUGAGACACCGACAAAGAUCGAGCACCAUCAAGUUCGAAGAGCCUCAGUACAUGCCAACAAACGUAACCGUCACGGAGUCGGAGGGGAAGAGCCAGUAUGAAAGAGAGGGGCUGAGAGGGUCAAGACAGGCCACGGGUGGUUCUCCAGGCACAAUGUUCCUGUCUCCCGCCGUCGAGUCAAGACACUUUGGCGAAGAGUCGCCGGGGCUGAGUCCGUCUCGGCAGAAUUUGAGUGAGAGGCGUCCUCCACUCGCGGGCUCUCCAACCUAUCCUGCCACAGUCAGGACACGGAGUUUCAGCCCUGGCGGCCCGGAUGGACGUUCAUUAUUGCGAAGGCUGAGUGAGCGUUUAUCGGCACUACCCAGGUCGUCGGACGAAGGAAGCAAACCGUCCGAAGAGUCUGUUUGA